Messenger RNA from Ricinus communis (castor bean), 821 nucleotides. RefSeq names its product arabinogalactan protein 14. The record is from RefSeq and is a predicted model, not a curated record. The transcript has a single exon. Bases 169 to 342 code for a protein of 57 amino acids. NCBI's taxonomy places the organism in Eukaryota, Viridiplantae, Streptophyta, Magnoliopsida, Malpighiales, Euphorbiaceae.
UAUUACCCAACACAAAAGCUUCAAACUUUGCUGUUGUUUUCUUUUCUCUACCAUUCCUCUUUCUUUAAGCAUAUUCUGAAGAAAACCCAUUUCCAAAGAGGAAUUCUAGAGUCCAAUUCUCCCUUCAAAACUCUUUCUUCCUAAGAAAAAAGAAAAGUACCAAACAAAAUGGAGGCAAUGAAGAUGAAAAUUUUUGUUGUGAUGAUGGUUGUUUUGAUGGCAUUGCAAAUGGCAGCAGCAGCUGAUGCACCAGCUCCAGCCCCAACCUCUGAUGCUACUACCCUCUUUGUUCCCACAUUCUUUGCAUCUUUGGUUGCUCUUGCUCUUGGGUUCUUCUUUUGAGCCAUAUUUUGAAAUUUCUCUAAAUAUGUAGCAUUUCUUUUCCCUACCCAUUUCUUUUUCCCUCUUUUGCAUUACAUUCUCAUUUGUACACUCUUAUUUUUUCUAUAUCCUUCAUGGGCAUGGGAGAAAGAGAGAGAGGGAGGGAAAGGAAUUGGUCAAGGACUUGUUUAGUAAGUAUGUUUGAUUUUGGGAUUAUAUAUAUAUUUUUUAAUUUAAUGGUGUGUGUGGUUUAAUUUUUAUGAGUUUGUAUUAUAUUUAGUGACUUUUAUAAUUCUUGUGCCAAUUUUCUUUUUAAUAAUGGGAUGUGGGUUUUGAGAAUUGAAGCUAUUAAGGGAUUUUAUGGGAAGAAUUAAUGAGAUCUUGUGGUUUAGAAGGGUGGAGCAUUUGAUCCAUUGAUGUAUUAUGAUGUAUCUUUUAUUAUUUUAAUCUCACUUUGUAUUUGUAAUUUAUUCUAGCAAUAAAUAUUGUUAUUGUAUUAA